Stylonychia lemnae is the source of this 855-nucleotide messenger RNA. The record is from the annotation of a GenBank genome assembly. NCBI's taxonomy places the organism in Eukaryota, Ciliophora, Spirotrichea, Sporadotrichida, Oxytrichidae.
AUGACUGAACACAAAAAGAAACAUCAUAAAGGACAAGAAGUGAUAGAAGAAGGAAUGAUGAAUGCAGGUCUCACUGAAAAAAUUCAGCCUUAACCAUACCCACUUCAGGGUUAAUCAUUGCCUACCGGAUGGGGCUAAUAUCCACAAGGUGCUUACUAUCCUCCUCCAGUAUAAAAGCCAGUAUAAUUAGAGAAGGCAGAGUAACAUAUUGAGACAACCCAUAUUUUGACUGAAGUUGAUUGCGUUUAUUGCAGGAUGCCUCCUAAUCUCCCCAAAUUGUAAGCAAGGCAUGACUGUCAGAUAUGCCAAGGUAUUGGUUAUCAGUAUACACAGAACGAAUGGUUAGAAUGUCAAGAAUGUAAGAGAGAAUUCGGAGGUGCCUUAAUGUUCUCCUCCGGCUCCAUGCCUGAAGUGUAUAAAACUCUCCCAACACACUUCCCUAAAGUAGAUACAAAUCCUCAAUGCUCUUAAUGCUAUGGUACAGGGUAUAAAUUCCAAAAUAAGGUUAAGGACUGGAGAGUUUGUGAGUACUGUGCUAGAGAGCAUAAUACUGAUCUUACAAUAUUCUAGGAUACAAAUUUGGUCAGUGAUUCAACUUUGUAUAGUAGUAAUGUAUCAAAUGCUGCAAUGAUCCCACCCUUAACUCUGCCAGUAAUUAAAUCUGCACCUGAUUGUGUAAUAUGUCAUGGCUAAGGCUAUGAAUGGAAGUAAAACUACUGGGCACCAUGCGAAAGAUGCAUAAAGAAGUUUGGGAAUUUUAUGGUUUGCAAGCAAUGUGUAGGCACAGGUACCAAACUUAAAGAUGGCACAAAAUGUAAAUGUUUAAAGCAUCACUUACAUCCAGCUAAGGUUUGA